Dictyostelium purpureum is the source of this 2395-nucleotide messenger RNA. RefSeq lists its product as uncharacterized. The transcript has 3 exons. The record is from RefSeq and is a predicted model, not a curated record. Gene Ontology annotation, cellular component: extracellular region. Bases 54 to 2321 code for a protein of 755 amino acids. NCBI's taxonomy places the organism in Eukaryota, Evosea, Eumycetozoa, Dictyosteliales, Dictyosteliaceae.
GUAUUAUUAUUUGUAUAUAUUUACUAUAUAUAUAUAUUUCUAAAUAUUUAAAAAUGAAAUAUAUUAAUUAUUUUAUAUUUAACAUUAUUUUCUUUGUAUUAUUAAUAAAUAUUGUAAAAUCUCAAACAAUUAUUUUAAGUGGUACUAUUUAUGACCAGCAUCCAAUGUAUAACCCUAAUUUUGAACCGGAAAAUGGUCUACUGACAAAAAAAUUGGUUAAAUCAGUAUUAAAUCCAGUUACUCGUGUACCAGAAUUAAAUUCUUUAAGCCCCUCUAUAACAACAAAUCGUGAUGGUAGAAUGAUAAAGCCUGAAUUAUUCCAAUAUUUCUUUUCACCAAAUAAUAAUGCUUCUUCACCAGGUUAUAACAUCCCAAUACCAAUUAACUUAACAUUAGAUUUUAAUUCUGACAGUGGUAUCUAUACCUAUAGUAAUCAAAAUUUCUUCCCAAUUGAUAAUCAAGGUUUUGAUGUCGAUUCAUCCAAAAGGUUAUAUAAAGAUGAUAAUGGUAGAUAUCAUAACUUCCAUUUCUGUUUAAAAGUUAACUCAAAUUUCUUAUUUAAAGGUGGUGAAACGUUUAGUUUUGUUGGUGAUGAUGACUUUUUUGUUUUCAUUGACAAUAAGCUUGUCAUUGAUUUAGGUGGUUUACACUCUGCCGAAUCAGCAAGCGUUAAUUUAAAUUCAUUAGGUUUAACAAGAGGCAAUGUAUAUCCAAUUGAUUUCUUUUAUUGUGAAAGACAUACAACAAGAUCAACCAUUAGAAUUGAUACCAAUAUUUUAAUUACUUGUAAUUACUAUGACUAUUGUGGUAUUUGUAAUGGUGACGGUACCAGCUGUUGUAAUGCCCAAACCACAUGUAACGAUAAUAAUCCAUGUACAACCGACAUAUGUCCUUCUCCAACUACAAAGAUCAAUGGCCCAAUAUCAAACUACUGUAUACAUACCCCAAAGGAGUUUUCUCUUCCAUCUGACAAUAUCUGUUUUACCAAACAAUGCAAUAGUACUACUGGCAAUAUUGAUAGUUUCCCAAUUACUUGUUUAGACUUAUCAAAUGACUGUUUAAAGAGUAUAGGUUGUAACUGGACCAAUGGUUGCCAAUACGAGUCAUCAUGUACUGACGCUUGUCAAGUUAAGAAUCAAUGUAACAAUGGAACAUGUGUAGUUAAAUCAUCAGAUUAUUGUGCUAAAGAAUUAGAUGAUGAUAGUGCUGAUAUUUGUUCUGUAUACUCAUGCGAUUCAAGUCAAGGUGGUUGUAUUAAACAAGAGAAAUGUCAACAGGGUUCAAAUAAAUGUCUCGUUUCAUUGUGCGAUCCUUCAAAUGGUGAAUGUAUUGUAAGAGAAGUUCCAAAUCCAUAUGCUAAUAAUUCCUGUAUAGAAGCUACAUGUGAUCCAGAUACAGGUUUAUAUACACCAUCUGAAAAAAACUGUGGUGAUAGAUCCAAUGAAUGCUUAUCAAAUACUGGCUGCAAUCAAAGUGCAGGUUGUGAAUACCAAACUUUAUGUAAUAAUGUUUGUGAUGUAGGUCAAUGUAACAAUGGUACAUGUGUAGUUAAAACAUCGGACUAUUGUGCUAAUGAAUUAGAUAGCGAUAAUGCUGAUAUUUGCUCAGUAUACUCAUGCGAUCCAAAUCAAGGUUGUAUUAAACAAGAGAAAUGUCAACAAAGUUCCAAUAAAUGUUUAGUUACAUCAUGUGAUUCUUCAAAUGGAAAUUGCUUAGUUGAAAAUGUUCCAAACCCAAAUGCAAACGAUUCAUGCAUUAUUUCAAUAUGCGACCCAGUCACUGGUUUAUAUUCAUCAUCACCACUUCAAUGCCCAGAUAGAUCCGAUGAAUGUUUAACUUUGGUAGGUUGCAACCCAACUGCAGGUUGCGAAUACGAAACAUUCUGUAAAGGAGUUUGUGAUGCCAAAGAUCAAUGUAUUAAUGGAACAUGUGUAGCCAAAACCCCAGAGUAUUGUGCAAAUGAAUUGGAUGGUGUCAAUGUAGAUUUAUGUGCAGUAUAUUCAUGUGACUUAAAUGGCUGUGGCUGUAUAAAAGGAGAGAAAUGUAAAAGAAAUUCUACAAAUCCAUGUAUCGAAACAUCUUGUAAAGCAUCUACUGGCGAAUGUUUUGAAAUCGAAAUUCCAGGUGACCAAUGUGAUUGUGGCUGUGAAAUUAAAAACAAAUGUAUGAGAUCCCAUUGCACUAGAGAGGGUAAGUGCUCACCUGUAUUUAGAGAGGAAAUUGAUGAUGGUAAUAUAUGCACUGAUGAUUAUUGCGAUCCAUGCACUGGUUUAAUUACUCAUGCUACUGCUUCAAAAUGUUUAAAUUGCAACUCUUGUUAAAGAAAAUAAAUAAUAAGAUAAACUAAAAAAAAUACAAUAAAAUAGAAAAAUUAUUUAUUUUUUAUAUUUAAAUU